Rubroshorea leprosula is the source of this 4779-nucleotide messenger RNA. NCBI's taxonomy places the organism in Eukaryota, Viridiplantae, Streptophyta, Magnoliopsida, Malvales, Dipterocarpaceae. The record is from the annotation of a GenBank genome assembly.
GGUGGUGUCAGAACUGUCGGACGACCUUAUGGAAAAACUAGGACAGCUGAAGAACCUGAAGGUCCUUAGCCUGCACGGCCGUUCCUACAUGGGGAAAACAAUGAAAUGUAGUCGUGGCAGUUUCCUAAAGCUUCAAGUCUUAAAAUUGUGGAUGCUUGAGGAGCUCGAGAAAUGGGAAGUGAAGGAGGGAGCCAUGCCCGCCGUAGAAGAAGUUGAGAUCAGAUUCUGUGUGGAAGCAGCUGAGGACUUCAACAGUGAAGACAAAAUGGUCCGUACCUUUACUGGAAUUCGCCCUCCAAGAGAUGAAAUGGACGAACAGGAGGACACUCAGUUGUCUGAGCCCGGUUUGAAUAAUUAUAGGACAAUGCCAAGAAACCUUGUCGUUGGAGGAGCAGAACAGGAUCAGUUAAGUGGAACAGAUGAUGAAAGAACACCCACUGGGGAUGCACAACCAGCUGCAGUUGUGGCAGCUCGAAACUCCCCCACUCUAAGCAACAUAGUAGUGCCGACCAGGCCAAGGGGAAGUGGGAAGCUGAAUAUCGAGCCCAGCUCGUCCAAGCAUAGUGAAGAACUGAUGAGCAAAAACGCAGACCUUGAAAGACAGCUGCGAGACGUACAAAAAUUUAUUGACGAGCUGAAAAGUCUUAGGUCGCACCAACAGACCUUGGAUUUGGAUAGUGCUCCACUAAACCUAUCCAUCACAGCAGAACCGUAUCAAGAGGGAUUCAAAAUUCCCCACCUGGAGACAUACGAUGGCUCGGGCGACCCAGACAAGCAUCUACACACCUAUCAAGCCAUCAUGAGAAUUCAAAAUGCCAAUGAUGCCAUGAUGUGUAAAGUGUUCCAAGCGACACUAAAGUCAAUGGCCAGAAGAUGGUAUCAUAAACUCCCCAGACACUCUAUAGAUUCUUAUUCCCAGCUCGCCAAGCUAUUCUCUAACAAAUUUGCGAGCCAAAGGGAAAUUAAACGCACAGCGACCGAGCUGAUGCAAGUUCAUCAGAAAGAAGGGGAAUCUUUGAGGAACUACAUGCAGCGAUUCAACAAAGCCACUUUAGACAUUGAUAACGUCCCAGAUACCAUCUGCCUAUCCGCCUUGUUGCAUGGUUUGAAGCGUGGUCGGUUCCUAGAUGACCUGCUCGAAAACCCGCCGAAGACGUGGAAUGAAGUGAAUGACAGGUCUCAAAUCCUUGCGCAAAUCCAGCACUGGGUUAGGAGACCCCCGCCACCAUUGCAUGAUUCCCCAAGGGCAGACAAGAGUAAACAUUGUGACUACCAUCGCGUGGCGUACAGAGGACGUCCGUUCAAUAGGAGAGGACAGGGACAGAGAACUGCUGCCCAGAACCAAAAAGAUAGGAAAGGGGUAGAUUAUGCUGGGAUACCCCCGCCCUCUGCUACAAUAAAUAUGAUCUCAGGUGGUGUUCACUCCGGAGGCCAAAGCGCCCGAGGUCGCAAAGCCCCAGCAGACUAUAAGCGAGCAGAAGGAGAGCCCAACGUUAUGAUGCCACAUGCAGAUCCUUUUGUGGCAACGGUUCAUAUAGGCAACCAUAACGUCAACAAGGUCUUCAUUGAUACGGGUAGCUCGCCGGAUAUCCUGUACUGGAGUUGCUUUCAGAAAAUGCAGCUGAAUCCGAGCUCAUUGCAGAAACACGAAGGGCCUAUAUAUGGGUUUGACAAUCAGCCCGUCCCGGUUGAAGGAGUCAUUACCCUUCCCAUCUAUGUGGGCUCGGAACCACGAGCCACUCUUUGCGAGCUGAAGGCUGUCGUCUCACAACCCCAUCUCUGCAUGAAAUUCCCAACUCCUCAAGGGGUAGGAGUGCUUAAAGGGAAUCAGAAUGGCCAGAACCUGCUACCAAGAUACUUUCAAAAAGACAUUGAGCACCAACCUGAGGGUGUCGAGCAGAAGGCAGAGCUAGUGGAGCCAGUAGAAACAGUCCCUCUAAGCCCUGAUGUGCCAGAAAGGACGGUUAAGAUCGACACCAAACUCACAGAAGAGGAACGGGCAGAGCUUUUGGAGUUUUUGAGGGUUAAUCAGGAUGUGUUUGCGUGGACUGCGGAUGAAAUGCCUGGCAUCCCGACGGAGUUGACAAUCCACAAGCUCAGCACAUACCCCACCAGAAAGCCGGUGGUUCAGAAGCGUCACCUUUUUGGCCCUGAGAAGCAAGCUGCCAUAGACGAAGAAAUACAAAAGCUGCUACAGGCAGGCUUCAUCAGAAGAGUCGAAUACUCUGAGUGGGUGUCCAACCCUGUGCUAGUUAAAAAACCGAAUGGCAAGUGGAGGAUGUGCAUUGAUUUCACCAAUUUAAAUGAGGCGUGCCCGAAAAACCCCUAUCCCUUGCCAAACGUCGAGAAGCUAGUAGAGCGGGCAGCCGGACACGAACAGAUGAGCUUUCUUGAUGCUAGCUCGAGUUAUCACCAGAAUGCUGGUGCUACAUAUCAGAAACUGGUGCAAAUCAUCUUUAAGCUCCAGAUUGGUAGAAACAUAGAAGUAUUUGUGGAUAACAUGAUAGUCACCAGUGUACGAGCCGAAGAUCACAUAGGCAACCUGAGUGAGACCUUUCAAAACUUGCGCCGAGCUCAAAUGAAGCUAAAUCCCUUGAAAUUCACAUUUGCUGUAGAGUCAGGAAAAUUCCUAGGGACUGUCAAAGAUGUGCAGCGUUUGACGGGCCGUGUAGCUGCGCUGCAUAGGUUCAUAGCCAGGUCGGCAGACAGAUGCCUCCCAUUCUUCAAAGCCCUACGAGAGCCCAAGAACUUUCAAUGGACCGAUGAGUGUCAGAGGCCGUUUGACGAGCUCAAACAAUAUCUGGUAUCAGCACCUCUGCUGUCCAAGCCUAUGGAAGGGGAGAGUUUAUACAUGUACUUGGGGGUUACAGAAAAGGCAGUGAGCUCAGUCUUGCUCAGGGAGGAGAAUAAGAAUCAGAAGCCUAUCUGCUAUGUGAGCAAGGUUUUACAAGGUGCUGAGCAGAACUACCCACUAGUAGAAAAGGCUGCUUUUGCUUUGGUCUGCACAGCUCGUAAGCUGAGAGCUUACUUUCAGUCUUAUCAAAUUGUUGUCUAUACUGAUUUGCCGCUAAGGAAGAUAUUGCAGAAGCCAGAACUCUCUAGUUGGCUAAUCGGAUGGAGCGUCGAGCUGAGUGAGUAUGACCUCAAAUUUCAGCCACGCAUGACUAUAAAAGGCCAGGCUGUGGCAGAUUUCUUGGUGGAAUGCGUCUCGGCGACUGUGAAAGAAAAGGCACCUGAGCACCCAGUCUGGGUUUUGUAUGUAGAUGAAGCUGCUAAUGUUGAAGGAUCGGGUGUUGGGGCUGUGUUACUGGGCCCUGACGGCUUUAAAUCCGAGCACGCGCUGAGGUUUAAGUUUCAGACAACUAAUAACGCUGCAGAGUAUGAAGCCCUCAUUUAUGGUCUGAAGCUGGCGUCCGAGCUGAAGAUCGAUAAAAUACCAAGAGCAGAUAACAACCGAGCUGACGAGCUGUCAAAGUUGGCCUCCUCGCAGGACCUUAACCCUCAGAGGUCAACCAUUGUCGAAUUGCUUGACGUCCCGAGCUACACUGAUUUCACGCUGCCUAAAGAUCCAUCCACUGCAAAGUUGAUUAAACGCAAGGCGGCUCAUUUCACUCUGUUAGAAAAUCAGCUCUACAAACGAGCAGCCUCAAUACCCCUCUUACGCUGCCUUACUCCUUAUGAAGCUGAAUACGUUGUAAGGGAAGUUCAUGAAGGAGUAUGUGGCACACACAUCGGUGGCAGGACUUUAGCUCGGAAACUCCUGAGGAAUGGGUAUUACUGGCCGACUAUGAUUGAGGACGCACAGAACUAUGUCAAAAAAAGCCCGACCUGCCAGUUCAAUGCCGAUGAUAUCCACAUGCCAGGAGAAAUGCUCUCAUCACUCUCAGCUCCUUGGCCUUUCGCUCAAUGGGGAGUCGAUCUGCUUGGUCCUUUCGUGAAAGGCAAAGGAGGAUGCACUUACCUCGUUGUCGCAGUGGAUUAUUUCACCAAGUGGAUAGAAGCUAAACCAUUAUCCACGACAACAGAAAAGAAAAUAGAAGAAUUCUUGUUCAGUUCAAUAUUGUGCAGGUUUGAUAUACCUAAGCGAAUCAUUGCUGAAAAUGGGCCACAGUUCCGAGCAACAGCACUGAGGUCGUUUUGUAAUGACUAUGGCAUUGAGCUCGCCUUGACAUUCAUGUAUACUCCACAGUCAAAUGGGCAAGCCGAGUCUGCCAAUAAAAUCGUCUUGAGAGGCCUCAAGACGCAUGUUUUAGCUGCGCGUUCUAAUUGGGUUGACGAGCUUAAUAAAGUGCUUUGGUCAUGUCGCACUACACCCAGCUCGGCCAUAGGCGAAACCCCAUUCAGCCUGGCGUAUGGAGCUGAGGUCGUCAUCCUUGUCGAGGUAGGAUUGCCAUCUGAUAGAUCAGAUCGUCAUGACGAUCAUAAUAAUGAGCAACUCUUAAGAGAGAACCUAGACCUUGUGGAAGAGGUCAGGGAGACAUCUCGAAUAAGAAACAUGGCACAUCAAAGUCGUGUUGUAAAAUUUUAUAAUAAGCGAGUUCGAGCUCGUCAGUUUCAAGUUGGCGAUUUGGUUCUACGCAAAGCUGGAUUAACCAAUACUUAUUCACACAUGGGCAAGCUCGCUCCUAAUUGGGAGGGUCCCUAUAUGGUUGUUCGAGUUAAACGACCUGGAUCUUACAUGUUAGCAGAUAUACAAGGACGUCAGUUACCUUACAUUUGGAACGUGCAGAAUCUUAGAAAAUUUUAUAGUUAACAUGUGUACUAUUAUUUAAUUCAAGU